UGACUCCUUCGCAAUCAUUGGGUAAACCAUUGUCUAUAACCAGAAUACCAUAUUUAUUUGACUCUAUUCAUUUGUUUUCUUGGUUACUUUCUUGUUAUAUUUGUUUGUAUGUUAACUAUUAGCUCAACAAUGCCCUUAAUCAAGUCAACACCAAUUUGUUAAAUUGUACAAUCUUCCAAUAGCGCUGAUAAAUCAAUUCACUCAUCUUCAUCACAACUGUUUUCUUUCUUUUUCCCUUUUUCUCCAUUUUACUUUCUAUCUUUCCUGUAACUCACUCAAAAACAUUGCCUCGCUCGUAUUGCAUCUAAACCGUUCAAGUUAAAUGAAAGUUAUUUUCUAUUAAUGGACCUCUAAUUACCAGGAUUACCAUCAUUUUAUAAACAUUUGUUUGUCUUAUUUAGUGUCUUAUGAAUAUUCAAAGUGACUCAGUUAAUCCUGCUUUAGCUUUUAAUAAGUCGUUUCUUGGUGAUAAUCGUUUGUCUACAAAAUCAACUGUUUAGCUUUUUUUAUCCAACAUUUCUGCCAAGACAGCCUUUCCAGUCAACAGUUAACUCUACCUUGUUUAUGUUGAUUUUUGUGUCAAUUGUUCAAUCAUUGUGCCCAUAGAACCGCUACCAAUCUGUGAUAAUUGUUGCCCAAAUUAACCAAAAACCAUGGGCUGUAUUUUUUCAUUUUUCAAAUUUAACCAGUCUUAUAAGGUGGCUGAGCCAUCUGAGAAUAAAGAUUCGACUCAACACCAAGGAAAGAAAGCUUCCAAAAAACAAUCUGGGCAACAAUCAAAUAAAUCUGCUGUAAAAAAUGAGCAUCCGCUUCCCAAUCAAUCUUUUAUAUACAAAACUGUCCUGGAAACAACCGUCUCUGAUGCCAAUGCUAAUGAAGAAGAGGAAAGAAAGAAAGCUGAGGAAGCUCCUGGUCCUUUUGAGAUUGAAACCGAUCUAUUAAGUCCAGAGGUUGAAGAAGCAGUGAUUAAAAUUCAAGCAAAUGUCAGAGGUUACUUAACACGGAAACAGUACAGAGCUACACCAGAAAGAUCAAUUGAAAAACCUUCAAGUCAAGUAAAUCAAGAGCAAACCGAAUCGACUAAUGAGGCAUCAUCUGGAAUACUUGCCCCACCACCGAGUUUCUCUGAUACUCCCAAGGAACUUCCUCUAGAUGAAGCUAAUCAAACAGCUAAUCAAGGGAAAAGAAUUGCGGAAAAAUUGAUUGAACUAGAGAAGCAAGUCAGUCAAGCUGCUGAGCCUUAUGACAAGAGACCGGCUGAAGAUAGGGAAACUAAUUCUCGUCAACUGGAUGAUCAAAAAGUAAACAUUUCAAAUGAUGAUCAAAGUAUCACUGUUAGGAGCAAUGAAAGUAAUGGAGCUGAAGGAAAUUCAAAUGACUUAAAACUUUUGCAAAUUCCAUCUAUUGAGACAGAUUUGAGUGAAUCUUCUGCGCCUGAAGAAGCAGCAACGAAAAUUCAAGCUGCUUUCAGAGGUUAUCAAGUUCGAAAAACUAUUUCACGUGAAGCAUCGCCAAUGAGAUCUAGAGAUAAAACGGAUGAUAAAGGUUCUGAAUUGGAUGAAUUUGCUGAUAAAGAAGGAAAGGUUAAUCUUAGAGAGAGAGUUUCAACCUCAGCUCAAGAUCCUGAGAGAGAAUCUAUUCUAGUUUUGGAUCAGCUAGAAGAGGCCUUAUCGAAAGAAUUACUGAAAACACCUGGUAAAACAGAAGAUGAAUCAUCGUCAAGUUCAAAUUCAACUGAUAUCGAUUUAAAUUCAAGCAUUAAAAGCAAUUCUUCUUUGGUCGAGCCAUCACAAGUUGAGAAUGAUUCAACUCAGAAAGUUACGACCGAGUCCCUAUCAAAGUCAAGCGAUAUUGAAGAUAAACAGCCUCAAGAUUCACUAAUUAAUACUAAUUCACCGCAAUCAGAUGAUAAAUCUUUGACCAAUAACUUGAAGAAUGAUAAUCUUUCGAGUACAAACAUUGAAAGUGUUGUUUGCACUCAAAGCUCAAAAUUAAUGCAAGUCAAUGAUCCAGUUCCAAAUAUUGUCGCCUCUGACUUGAAAGAGUCUGAAAUUCUCGAUCCCUCUUCUAAUGGAAACAAUGUUGAAUCGAUUGCAAAUGAACCUGUCGUGUUUGUCUCUAAUGAAGACAAAGUUGAUGCAUCACCAAAAUUAGAGUCAGAAGAAGCUAAACAAGAAACUGAUGCUGUAGUUAUGGUUGAGGUUGCUGGUAAAUUGAAUGCUUCUCCUCUCCCAGAACUCACUUCAGACUCUAAAAUUGGUUUAAGUGAAAACCUCCAUGUGAAAUCUAAUAUUUUGCAUGAGAUUCAAUCAGAUUCAAAUGAAAAUAAUCAACCCAAAAAUGAACUCAAACUGGAUUCCCCCAUUUCAAUGGAAACUGAAGAAGUUGUUAAUCAGUUUGUGACAAAGAGUGAAGAAACAACUGACUCUAAAGUUGAUCAAAUUCCAACUUGCGAUAUACUUUCCAAAAAAGAAACUGAUUCAUUACCUCAACCGAUUACAUCAAAUGAACCUCAAUCUGUUCAGGAAAGUGAAAAAAUUCUAGUAGACACUGAACUUCCAUCUCCACAAAGUGUAGAGCCACCAACUACAACAGUUACUUCAGAUAUUUCUAAGCCAAAUGAGCCAUCAAAUGAUAUAGUAAAAGAAACAUCUUCUGAUACCAUGGAAUCAAAACUUGCAGAAGAAAAAGAUAUUAAAGCUGAAGAAAAUGAAGAUUUGCAAAAUGAACCACAAAAAAACCAGAGAUUGUUAAAAGAAGAUUCUUUUGGCUCUGAUAUUCUAAUCUUGGACGAUGAUUCAAUUGAUAGAAGUGACACUUUAUAUGACAUAAUCGCAGAGAAGGGGUUAAAUGUUUCUGAAUCAUCCAACCAACAACAAGAAAAAGACAAAGACUUGUCGCUUCAUGAUCAAAGUGGUUUCUCUUUUAAGACUGAUGCUUCUGAAAGUUUUACUGAGAUGAAAGAUGACAUUCUCGUUAACCUUGAUGAAAGUGAUGAUGAAGACGAAAAUAAAAAUAUCGAAGAGACAAUCAGCACGAAGUCAGCUGUUGGAAAUGAUAAUCAAAGUUCACCAGUUUCAAAAGCAAAUAAUGAGAGUGACCAGCUUAGUAAUGAGAAAGUAAAUACGUCGAUCUCUAAUGAUUCAGUUUCUUCCCAUCUAGUAGUUGAAGAGCAUUCGAGUUUAACAUCGGCAAAUUCAACUAAUGAUCAAAUCUCUACAAGUGUUAAACCAACGGAGACAUCAAGUGAGACACAUGUCCAACUAUCUGAGAAUUUCAAGGAUUCGUCUGAUAAAGAUCUUAGUAAAGAGCAACUUGAAAAUAAUGAUAUUGCUACUAAUGAGACAAUCAUCCAACCAAUUAAUGAAUCAUUAAAUGAGCAGAUAGUUUCAACAAAUAUGGAAAGCUGCCUUAAAGAACCUAGUUCAUCAUCUGAUGAUCAAUUAGAAAAGUCAGACAAAAUUAGUGCCAUUGUACCAGAUGAACAUUCAAAAGAAGAUGUAAGUCAGGAAAAUGUAAGAUCUCAAGAAGUAUCUUCUGUGGAUAAAAUUAAUCCAGAAACUGAUUUGAAGCCUUUAGAAAUUGAAGAAAAGACCAAUCGAGAUUUAUCGAUAGGAAGUGAGGAAACUUUAAAAGCGGAAUCAAAAGCCGAGGAAUCUUCUGCACCAAAAAUAGACAUAGAAAAUGAAUCUGAAGAGUGUUCAAAUAAAACAGAAUUUAUUGACCAGAAAAGUAUUUCCCAAACUCCUGUCACAAUCAAUGUUCAGACAACUGUAACUACUGCCGAAGCUGUUCAAGAAAAACCAGAUGAAAAUUCAAACGCAGCAAAAGAUGAUAAAGGUAAUUUAAUUGUUACAAAGGUUGAAAGCAACUCUUUUGAUUCAUUAGACUCUCAAUCACAAUCUAGAACUAUUCAAGAUGAUUCAACAAGCUUAAAACAAACCAAAGAAUCUGAAAGCAAUCUUCAUUCGGAACCAUCUACAGGAUUGAACCUCGAUGAAAGCUCAUCUUCAACUCAAUCAGUGGUCAUUAUAAAUCAGCCUGAAAUAGUUGAAUCAAGUGGUGCUUCCGAACUCCCAACAUCUUCAACCGAGUCAACACCUACUGAAGAGUCAGAUGAUAAAACUGAAGAUUCCAAUCCAGAAGAUGAGAAUCGACUAUUGAGGAUAGUCGAUAGAGAAGCCAGAUCUAAAAGUCCUAACCCAUUUGGUCGUAAAAGAAGAAAAGGGAAAAAAGGUCGAGCUGUUCAAUAAAACAAUCAAUUUUAUUUAAUUAAUUUUAUUUUAAAUCAGUCAAAGUUGCACCUUUCAAUUUGAUGCCAUUCACAAGUGCUGAAAAGGAAGCCAAAAGGAAAAAAGCUCCAACAUGAAAUACAUUUUACACAAAAUCAAGAAACUAACAAUUUAAAAAACUAAUAUAAAUAUAUUAUCAUGAAUUUAAUUUUGUGUAGAUUAUCAAAUAUUGUGUAAACAAUUAUGACUAUACUUACUCUCAUACAUUAAAUUUUUAGUUUCAUCCUUUA
Tetranychus urticae (two-spotted spider mite) is the source of this 4522-nucleotide messenger RNA. RefSeq lists its product as uncharacterized. Gene Ontology annotation, molecular function: protein binding. NCBI's taxonomy places the organism in Eukaryota, Metazoa, Arthropoda, Arachnida, Trombidiformes, Tetranychidae. The record is from RefSeq and is a predicted model, not a curated record.